This is a messenger RNA of Syngnathoides biaculeatus (alligator pipefish), 4563 nucleotides long. RefSeq names its product adhesion G-protein coupled receptor G4 (gene adgrg4b). Bases 276 to 4067 code for a protein of 1263 amino acids. Gene Ontology annotation, cellular component: membrane. The transcript is spliced from 33 exons. NCBI's taxonomy places the organism in Eukaryota, Metazoa, Chordata, Actinopteri, Syngnathiformes, Syngnathidae. Gene Ontology annotation, molecular function: G protein-coupled receptor activity. The record is from RefSeq and is a predicted model, not a curated record. Gene Ontology annotation, biological process: adenylate cyclase-activating G protein-coupled receptor signaling pathway; cell surface receptor signaling pathway.
GUAGAUAUAACUAGAUGAUUGAUUCUUAUAUUAUAAAAAAAAAUGGGAUGGUAAUGAUUGAUAUCCACUAUAAAGUGUGCAAACAAUAAGUGGACAUGUCCUUUUUCUGCUUCACUAGUGUCAGAAGUUGUCGUCUAAGUACACGCGCACACAUGCACGCAAACACACAGUAUAUAACCUAGAGGAGUCACAGUCGCAAAGCAAGGACGCUUCCAGUUUGUUUUAAUUUUUUUCGUUUUGUUUUAGCUUUAAACCACUCUUGAACCAGAUUUCUGAUGCUUUAUCACUCCAAAAUAGUCAACAUGGUGGUCGGUUUGACUCUGCUGAGCAGUGCUGCCUCUUCCAUUAGGCAAGCACCUCUGCCCAGCCUGUGGGGCAAUGUGGCCCAAUUCACUGUGGGCUGCAGACACUGGAGACUAGAACCUCACGUCUUCAUCCCGGCUCUGGACCACCUCACCGUUUGCCUCCACAUCAACUUCAAGGUCGUGGGGAUUCAAAGCAAAUGGACGGCCUUCAUGUACCAUCACCCGGAGGUCCGGUGUGCCACUUUAGGUUUGGGGGGCCAGGAGGAUGCUCUGGUGGUCUGGUUGUUUGGCACAGAGUGGACUACGCCCCCCCUCGGCCUCGCCCCGAGGGAGUGGCACUCGUUAUGUCUGACCUGGUCCCACAUUAAAGACAGACCUGUAUUGUACAUCAACGGGACGCUGACAGAGCUCCAAGCAGCUGAGGAUAGCAUCAGCCCUCCGCCUGUCUUCCCCUCCUGCUGCAAGCUGGCCCCCAACGGGACCCUCACCUUGGGAGCGGCCCACCAUCCGGUGGACGGUAUCAAACCAACCGGUGACUUUAUGGGCAGCUUGUCUCUCUUCCGCUUGUGGGGGCGACAGCGCAGCAGCCAGGAAGUGAGCAUGCGCCAAUGCACCGAGGGAGAUGUGGUCCACUGGAGCAGGGAGCAGUGGGACACCCACGUGUGUGCCCCCAUACCAGAUGACACCCUCACCUGUGAGUGGUCCAUUUACACAGUGAGCCUGAAGUUCAACAUUGUUCGCUACGACGGGAACAACACGGAGCUCUACACAGCCAGAGACAUUGCACACCGCUGGCUCAGAGCUGUGUUGCCUUCGGUCAUCUAUUUACACAGAGUAUCUGUGUUUGAAGCAACUAGAUCCAGCGCAGAUGAUGAUAACGUGACGAAAACUUCAAGUGGAGACAAACUGAUGCAAUGGGCCUCUUUCAACAUCAAGUGGUUCGGCGGCCUGGUGUACUUGAACGUCAUCCCCGCUGAGGACGUGGCAGUGGUGCAGCACAAGAUUCACGCAAAACUGGGGCCCCCCUACCGGUACCCCGGAGGGCGGGUCCAGGUGCUGGCCGAUGAAGCCAGUAUACAAACCACGCCCGUCGACAGUUUCCCCUCCUAUCCGACGACGCCCCCACCCGCCGCAACUUCAAUGCUUACUUCCUCUCCCACGCAAACGUCCCCCAACGUAUCAGAGCUAUACUACGAGGUUCGGGUCAUUGCGGUAAUCACGGGAGAGUGUGACGCUUAUCAUCUUCUCGCCACAUGGCUCAACGACACUCUGUCGGAACACAUGAUGGUGAUGCCGGGCCUUCAGCUGCUCCCCAAAGAUGUCGGACGUAAAAACACCCUCACGUCCGUCUCGCCAUCGACUGAUGGGGUCUCUGCAAAGAUGGUGUCCAGCGAGAAGCUGGUCUUCCAAGUUCUGGUGAUGACAUCGCUCGAACACUCGCAGGAAACGGAAACCCUGAUACGAGACCUGCUCUUGAUGCCUUACUCCCAAGGCUCCGCCUCCAUAGCGACCCAGGAUGUACAAAUAAGCCGCAUACUGGUUGUGAGGUGUCAAGGGGAGAGUCAGUUGACGAGAAAAGGCUUAUUUAAGUGGCCUGUCACGCCCGGGGGCAAAAUGGCCACUCGGCCGUGCCCCGGAAACACUCAGAAAUACGCCACCAGACACUGUAAACUGAGCCACAGCAGCCGGUGGAUGGCCCCAAACCUACAAUACUGCCCUCUAGUGGUGGAGACGUUCUGCGAUCUGGAUUUUGUGGAAGUCACUCCCGAGAACGCCUUGGACGUGUUGGAGAUGAUGGAAAGUUUACUGAGCAACCGCUCCAAGCUCAACUACCAGGAGUUGGUGACGGUGGUGGACAAACUGAAGGACGUGGUGGGCGUCAGGGUGGUGACUGCCGCCCUGGGACAAGCUCUCAUCGAUACCAUCUCGGACGUCCUGGAGUCUCACAGCUACCUAUUGCCUUUCACAAACAUCAUUCUGAACAUCACCGAGGCUGUGGGGGACUUCAUGGUGGGUUUCCAGGGCUCGUUCUCUAUGGCGGCGCCGGGCGUGGCAGUCUCAAUGGUGGACGUGGUUCGGGGGCAGUUUGCCGGUUUGACUUUUGGAGUGUCGUCACGUGGGAUCGGCUCCAAACCUGAGAUUUUCCUCAACAACGUCCCCCUUGAGGGCACCGCGGCUUUGGUCGUUUUGCCCCCCGUCCUGCAGCACAGCUUCCCGGAGAACCAGAGCCCACCCAGGGUCCAGUUUCAGUUCUAUGGCAUUCCGGAGCUUUUCAAUAACAAGCAGAAGAAUCUCAUCCUCAACAGCUUAGUGGUGUCCGCCAGCGUGUGCAACAUCACCUCCCCGAUCCAGGACCUCCGAGAAGAUGUCCGCGUCACGCUGCGUCACCUCCGACCCAAACACCCCCACAUGGACACACACUGUGCGUAUUGGAACUUCAAUGAGAACAACGGACACGGAGGCUGGGACCCUCGUGGCUGCAACAAGCACAAUAGUACCAUCAACUUCACCACGUGCCUUUGUGAUCAUCUCACACACUUUGGAGUUCUACUGGAUGUGUCGAGAGCUCCAGUGGAUGAAGCUCACGAGCGUGUGCUGACACUCAUCACCUACGUUGGGUGCGGCGUCUCGUCACUGUUUUUGGGGCUCACAGUCCUCACUUACACAGCGUUUGGGAAACUGCGCAUAGACUACCCAUCGCAGAUCCUCAUCCACCUCUCUGUGGCCCUGCUGGGCCUGAACUUGGCCUUCCUGCUUAACUCGUGGCUCUCGUCGUGGGGCGUGGAGGGCCUCUGCGUGGCCGCCGCUGCCACUGUCCACUACUUCCUCCUGGCGUCCUUCACCUGGAUGGGACUCGAGGGGGUCAACAUGUACUUUGCCCUCGUCAAGGUCUUCAACGUCUACGUGCCGGCGUACAUACUCAAGUUUUGUGUGUUGGGCUGGGGCAUUCCGCUGGGAAUUUGCGUGCUGGUGCUCAUUGUGAACAGAGACGCUUACGGUGACCACUUUCACACUGACACAAGGAGCAGUCUGGAGCCACUCGACAACACUGACAACUUCUGCUGGUUGCAGGAUGACGUGAUGUUCUACGUAACUGUGGUUGCCUACGCCUUGCUGGUGUUCCUCUUUAAUAUCGCUGUUUUUGUGGUAGUUGUGAUUCAGAUCCGCCACACGCGGGCCAAUAGUCCCGCUGGGACCCGCAGAGGACUGAUGCACUACCUGAAGGGGGUAGCCACUCUGACUUUGUUACUCGGACUCACCUGGACCGCCGGAUUUUUUACCUGGGGCCCGGCCCGGGUGGUCCUGUUCUACGUGUUCUCUCUGCUCAACAGCCUGCAAGGUGUUUUCAUCUUUCUCUUCCACUGUCUGAUGAAGGAAAAUGUUCGAAGACAAUGGAGGGUUCACCUGUGCUUUGGUAAAUUUCGACUGGAGGACCAUCACUCAGAGUGGAGCCACUCCGUGUCCGCGAGCGGCCUCGCCAAACAGAAACCACCGAGCCCUCUAAACGCAGGCGUGUCGUCGGUGCGCUCCGUUGAGUCCGACUCCACAGAAAGCACUUCGGCCUCCUCGGAGUCUGGCCGACGGGGCUCGUCCUGGGAGAGGCCUGACCUGGGUAUUUUCGUGAAGUCGCUGUUUUCCCCCCGUGCUCAUACAAGCAAUCGAGGCACUCAAACGAUUCCCCCACACCGUGAUGGAGGACCGCACACCAGACGUCAAGCGCUCAGCCCGGUCGGCGUCAUUGACACCGGACAGCGAAAUUAAUCGCUCCUCAUCCUUGAAGGGGCGAUGAGUAUGGAGCUGGGAGGGAAAAGACCGAGAGGAAGACCAAAGAAAAGGUUGAUGGAUGUUGUGAGGGAAAACAUGAGGGCAGCUGGUGUGAGAGAGGAAGAUGCAGGAGAUCGGCUUACAUGGAAAAAGAUGAGAAGAUGUGGCGACCCCUAACGGGACAAGCCUAAAGUAAAAAAAAAAAAAAAAAAAGAUGAUUAACUGCAUGUGAGUUAACUGUGCAAUUAGAUUUUUAUCACUAGAGGGACACCUCGACUUGUUUAAUCCAUUGUGAGUACACUUGUAACUCAAAUCACUCAUCUAAAAUUGUCAUUUGCCAAUAAAAUGAAUGAAAAUGGCAUUGAUCAGUCCCUCUUCCUUUUCACAUUGUCAUGUGUUUUUGAUGGGGUGGGGAUAGCAUGCUUCAUUAUUGUAAUUUAUAAAUACCCAUUUCAAUUUCUUGCUCCAAUUUGAUGGAUACUGGGCCUCUCCU